AUUUUUUAGCAUUUAUUUUUAAUUUUAUAAAAUUUUAAACCCUAAUUCCAAAAUCCCACCGCUUAACUCUAAACCCUAAGGUUUGAAUUAAUUAGCCUAAAGGAUAUAAGUGUAUAUUUACCUCUUCAAUGAAACAUAUUUUGUGACUUUGAACUUUGAGUGCUAGUUUGGGAACAAAAAUUUGGUUUGAUGUUAUCCUAGUCUUUUUCUCAUGAUAUUUUGUGUAAAUAACACAUGAAAUAUAUUUUUAUAUUUUAAAUGAUACUUUUGUUCUAAUAGAGUAGAUAUCCUAUGAAAUAGAUAUCUCUCUUAUUUACUCGGUAAAAUGUUUAUAUUGAGCCAAAAAGAAAGGAAUCGAAACCAAAUAUAUUUCUUAUAAUGUUUUUUUAUUUAUUCAAACAACCGUCAACAAGGUGAGAAAUAAAAAUAAGUCAAGAAAGUAAAAUAAAAAUCAAAUUACGGAAAUUAGGAUAUUUUCAUAUACAAAAUUAUGGAUUUGUUUCUAAAUAGUAAAAUGAGGAUUAAUUCCCUAAUAUUUUGCUCCCUAUUCGAUUAAAUAGUUUCUGACUUUGUGAAAGACAGCUUGGGAUUAUAUUGACAGAGCAAGAUUCUGUGCACCUAUCUUCCUUUGUUUCUUUCACGUUUCCUCAUAUUUCUUACAGUAACCUGUUCAAUCUAAAUGGUCAAGAUUUGCAAAAAAUAAAAGUAAAACACAUAAUGAAAUCUCACAAUGGUUUUUUGCUACCCUUAGUCAUAGCUUUUGCCAUUCUUCAAUCAGUCCAAGCUCAAAAUCAACCAGGAUUUGUGAGCUUGGAUUGUGGAUUAAUCCCUAAGAGCACAGUCUAUACGGAGAAGACAACAAAUAUAACAUACACAUCAGACACGGCCUAUAUCGACAGUGGAUUAGUUGGGAGGAUCAAUGAUUCAUACAAGACACCGUUACAGCAACAGACUUGGACCUUAAGAAGCUUCCCUGAAGGUCAGAGAAACUGUUACAACUUCAAGCUUACGGCGAACCGCAAAUAUUUGAUUAGAGGUACCUUUGUGUAUGGGAAUUAUGACGGUCUAAACCAGAUCCCCGAGUUUGAUCUUCACAUUGGUCCUAACAAAUGGACUUCUGUUAUAUUGGAUGGAGUAGCAAAUGCUUCGAUCUACGAGAUGAUCCAUGUCUUACCACAAGACCGGCUUCAAGUUUGUCUUGUCAAAACAGGAAAAACGUCACCGUUUAUAUCGUCCUUGGAACUUCGUCCGUUGAACAAUAAAGCUUAUGUCACGCAAAGUGGAUCGUUGAUGUCGUUCGCCAGAAUUUACUUUCCGGAGACUCCAUCUUACCUCAGGUAUGAUGAAGACUUCCAUGACCGAAUUUGGGUUCCUUAUAGCGAGAAUGAAACCCUGUCGUUAAGUACCAAUCUUCGAGUCGAUACAAGCAGUAACUCCUACGAUGUGCCUCAAAAUGUGGCGAAUUCCGCAAUAAUUCCUGCAAAGCCUACUGAUCCUCUUAACAUAUGGUGGGAUCUCGGCGAUGCCAAAACACAGUCAUAUAUAUACAUGCAUUUCGCUGAAAUUCAGAAUCUUGGAUAUAAUGAGAUCAGAGAAUACAACAUUACUUACAACGGUGAUCAGGUUUGGGAAACUUUCUUUAGACCUGGCAAACUCAACAUCACAACAAUCAUUAGUCCAACAGCGGUGAGUUCUCCAGAUGGGAGAUUCAAUUUCACUUUUACAAGGACAAAAAAAUCUACUCUUCCUCCACUUAUCAAUGCCCUUGAGGUUUAUACAGUUGUUGAAAAUUUACUGCUGGCGACAUACCAAGAUGAAGUCUCUGCUAUGAUGAACAUCAAGAAAACAUAUGGAUUGAGUAAAAAGAUAAGUUGGCAAGGAGAUCCUUGUUCUCCUCAAAUUUAUCGAUGGGAAGGUGUGAAUUGCCUUCAUGUGGACUCAGAUCAACCUCUCAUCAUAUCCUUGAACUUGACAAGAAGCGGACUGAACGGUACCAUAGCCCCUGAUAUUGCUAAUCUUAUACAAUUAAGAGAACUAGAUUUAUCCAAGAAUGAUUUAUCAGGAGACAUUCCACAUUUUCUUGCUGAUAUGAAGAUGCUGACACUCAUAAACUUAAGCGGAAACCCGAAGCUCAAUCUCACAAUUCCAGAUUCUCUUCAAGAAAGGAUAAACAACAAAUCAUUAACACUAAUAAUAGAUGUCAAACCGGGUAGAAAGUUUACUUUGGUUGCUAUUGAGAUAUCGGUGGCUGGCGUGAUCACUGCCCUAGGUAUCCUUACCAUAUGUUUCAUUGUUGCAAGGAAAAAACAUAAUAAAGUUUCAAGCAGCGUAAAUAGUGAGAAGAGAUCAUCCAAUCAAUCAAUCGGAACAAAGGAACGGAUAUUCACGUAUUCCGACAUAUUAAAGAUGACAAAUAACUUUGAGAGAGUGCUUGGUAAAGGAGGCUACGGAAGAGUGUAUUAUGGAAACUUAAAUGAUACUCAAGUAGCAGUAAAAAUGCUCUUUCAUACAUCAGCUGCUCAAGAUUAUAAACAUUUCAAAGCAGAGGUUGAACUUCUUUUAAGAGUCCACCAUAGACAUUUGGUGGGACUUGUGGGUUAUUGUGAUGAUGGUGACAAUUUAGCUUUGAUUUACGAAUACAUGGCAAAUGGAGACUUGAAAGAGAAUAUGUCAGGAAAACGCGGUGAGCAUGUUCUAACUUGGGAAAACAGGAUGCUAAUAGCUAUGGAGGCAGCACAAGGAUUGGAGUAUCUGCACAAUGGAAGUAUUCCUCCCAUGGUCCAUAGAGACGUGAAAACUACUAACAUACUAUUAAAUGAGCUGUUUCAAGCGAAGCUAGCUGAUUUUGGGCUCUCUAGAUCUUCCCCGGUCGAUGGUGAAUCAUAUGUAUCAACAGUAAUUGCAGGAACACCUGGUUACUUAGACCCUGAGUACUAUAUAACAAACUUGCUAAGCGAGAAGAGCGACGUGUAUAGCUUCGGGGUAGUGCUAUUAGAGAUCAUCACAAACCAGCCUGUGAUCGAUAUAACCCGUGAGAGAUCUCACAUUACACAAUGGGUUGGCUUCUUUCUCCUGGAAGGAGACAUUAGGAAUAUUAUCGACCCAAAACUGAUGGGAGAUUUUGAUACAAAUGGUGUAUGGAAAGCAGUGGAGUUGGCGCUGGCAUGUGUAAGCCCUACCUCAAACCGUAGACCGACAAUGCCACAUGUUGUGAUGGAGCUAAAAGAAUGUCUGGAGUCAGAGAUUGCCAGGAAACAAGGGAGUCAAGUGAUGUAUUCUAAAGAUUCUGUUGAUUUUAGCUUAUCUCCUGGUUCCGAACUCUCUCCCGGACCCAGGUGAAUUGAAAGGAUUUAAUGUUUUUGAACAAAUGAUAAGUUGAAAUGAACGUUGAAAAUGUUAAGUUAUCUUUGAAAUUGAACUUUUUUCUUUUAUGUGCAUCGGCAAGCAGUUCGUUUCAGUAGUGCUGUAUGUGUAACUUUCUUGGGUUACAAGAAACCAUAUUUUCUAUGCAUGUGUUGUUUAUUGGGUUUUUUUCUCUUUAUUAUAAAAUUAAAGUUUAUGUUUCAUAUAUUCUAAUAGAUCACUACUGUGUUAGAAUUUGAUAAACAUUCAUGAUUUAUUUAUGUGUGUUUUCCAUUUAGUUAUGAUAUGAUAUAACGAAUUUCUUAUAUGGGAUUGGUUUUAUGUUUUUAAUUUAUACAAGUAGUAGUGUUUCGUCCCGUACUACGUACAGGUACAGAAUUACUAAAAUUUGUUACCAAUGUUAAGAUGUAUUAACACCAUCUAUAUUAUCUAUUUACACUAUUAAAAUUGAAGUAUCUUUUGGUACAGUUAGAAAACAUGGAUACCACUACAAAAAAAAAAAUACUUAUAUUAAUUGUUUCCAUAUUUCACACAGUUUAAAAAUUUCAUUAAGUAUAUUACGUUAACAAUACAUCAUAUAAUUAAUUUUAUUACCAUAAUAAUAAUAGUACAUAUUUUUAUUUAUUAGUUAAUCAUCAUUAACUUUGUGCCAAUUAUAAAAUUAAAAAUAUAAAAUAAUUGGGUUUUGCAUAUAGUUAAACGUUCGGUUUAGUUUGUUUUACUAAAUUUUUAUUUAUUUUUCUUACAAUCUGUGGAAAAUAAACGUAGUCAAAAACCUAUUACAUUUAUUGUCACUUAAUUCAAAUACAUAUUUUGUGAAUACAAUAAUAACUUAAAUCAAAAUAAUAAAAAUGUAUUACAUUUAUUGUCACUUAAUUUUUUGCUCCAUAUAAUUAUUUUAAUAAAUAAAAGUUUCUUUUUAUUUUACUUAAUUUAGCCAAACACAUAGAAAAAAUUAUUUUUAUUAGUUUAUAAAAUCAGUUAAGCAUGGACAUUGGCUAUCCACUACAAGAAAACGUAGCAGUAACAACGGCGGUUUACGACGAAAUUAUUUCCUCGUAAAUUUGCAUGCGCUUUACAACGCAAUUACGACGAGACAUUAUUUCGUCGUAAACUCCAUGGUAAUUUACGACGAAAUGAAUUCGUCAUAAAGUCAAUGUAAGUGUACGACGAAAGUACGUGGAAAGCGAAAUAGUCGUAAACGUUACAUUGACAUUACAACGAAUCAUGUUACCGUUAUAUUUAGGUGAAAACGUGUAUUCAAUGUGCUUUAACUUACCUAAAUUCGUUGUAAAGUCGUUGUAAAUAUACCAUGUAAAAUCCAUGUAAAACUUUCCUUGUAAAAUCGUUGUUAUAUUUCUCUAUAUAUAUGUCAUUUCCCACAACUCUCUUCCUCACAACACACAACUCUCUUCCUCUCGAACCUGAUGGCGUUUAGACUAUGUUCCUCAUUCAGCCACCAAUUACUAUUUCGAAGAUGACGAUAAGGAACCUGACUCAUUUGUCUGUCUGCUAAUUCAGUGGAGCGACAAGGAGAAAGUGGACGGAAGUGCAGUUGGUUUAUACUUGAGAGGAACCUCCGACCAUCGUCAAAGGUUCCUCUCAAGUACAAACCAGCUGCACUUCUGUCCACUUUCUCCUUGUCGUUCCACUGAAUUGGCAGACAGACGAACGACACAGAUUCCUUAUCGUCGUCUUAGCAAUAGUAAUUGGUGGCUUAACAACGCAAUUACGACGAAACCAACGAAACCAAAUUUCGUCGUAAACGCCAUGUAAUCUUACGAAGCAAGUACGUCGAAAAGAAAACUUUACAUCGACAUUACAACGAAUCAUGUUACCGUUAUAUUUAGGUGAAAAACUUACCUAAAUUCGUUGUAAAGUCGUUGUAAAGAAACCAUGUAAAAUCCAUGUAAAAGAUUCCUUGUAAAAUCGUUGUUAUAUUUCAACUACCCAACUCAAAAAUUUCUCUAUAUAUAUGUCAUUUCCUACAACUUUCUUCCUCACAACA
This is a messenger RNA of Brassica rapa (field mustard), 5371 nucleotides long. Its product is annotated as probable LRR receptor-like serine/threonine-protein kinase At1g51860. The record is from RefSeq and is a predicted model, not a curated record. Gene Ontology annotation, biological process: protein phosphorylation. Gene Ontology annotation, molecular function: ATP binding; protein binding; protein kinase activity. Lineage: Eukaryota; Viridiplantae; Streptophyta; Magnoliopsida; Brassicales; Brassicaceae.